AUUUGAAAUCGUCCAUCUAAACUAAAAUGGAAUAAUGGCAGCUAAAGAAGAAGUUGUGAGAAUAUCCUAUGCAAAUUUAGAGAAAAUUGUUCUUUCAUCAAAUUCAGGAACUCCUGAAUCUAAAAGAAAAAAUGACAGGAAGCAAAGCUAUUACAAUAAACAACAGAAGGCAAGACGACCUGAGCAGCAAAUAUACCGUCCAGGUCAGCUUCGUCAAAGUAAAGAACAUAAAAAUGGCGACAAAACUGGGGAUAAAGAUGAAGAUUUAGUGUCACCAUCUAAUUUGGAGGAGGAAUCCUGGGACAGUGUUGACUUAAAAGUGAAUUCAACUGAUGAAGAUGUCAGCAAAGCCAGCAGAGAAAGCAGUGGUGAUGUUAAUGAAAGGGACAUCAACCAACGUUUGGAUGAUCUCUAUAUCGAAUCCCCUCCUAGGGAGACCCAAGCCAAUAGUAAGCAAGAAACAGCUGAUCUGAUACCUGGUCAAGAUUUGGAUGAAGAAUAUGCCACUUCAGAAAAAAACUGGAGAGAUAAGGGGUAUGGAAAACGCAGGGGGAAAAGACCUGAUAUACAGAUAUAUGUGCCUAGAGCAAGGCUUGGAGACAAAGAAAGAAAAAGUGAAGAAAGAGACGAUGGCAGUGAAAGAAGUCCAUCGUCUAAAAGUGAAGAUGUCAAAGAAAAGGUGGAUGAGAAGAAAAGCUCUGAAAAUGCUGACGAGGUUGUUGUAGCAGAUGCAGCAGAAAACCUGCGUAAAGUUCAAGUGAAAAACAAAGGUGGCGCCAUGAAAGUGACUGUUGUGAAUGAAUCCAUCACUACACAGACAGUCACUGACAGCUCACCUAACAUUUCCCGGAAAGAUUUAGGGACACACCCUGCAAGAAACAACCAAAACCAGAAAUCUCAGAAACCCAAGGAACCCACAGCAGCUGAUAAACAGACAAGAAACAAAGAUAUCGAUUCGAAAAAUAAAGAUUUGGAGUCGAAAAAUAAAAAUCAGCCACGAGGGGGAGGAGAAAAGAAUUUCCGACAGUUUGAAAACAGCAGGCGUGGUAAAGGAAGGCCAGACACAGCAGGGAGUGAAAUCCAAGCAAGUCAAGACAUAAGAAAACAGGUUCCAGAUAAAAUUGAUAAACCUGUAAAAUCUUAUUCCAAAAAUAGAAGAUCAAACUCAAGUGAUUCAAGGCUUAAAGAUAAUGAUCAAAUUGACCCUAAACGUGGCCAGUCGGAGAAUUCUCAGUUUUCUAGUGAAACAUUUCCUCGUGUUAAAGGUCAGCGAGGGAAAGGAACUAAAGGGAACGGAAGAGAAAACAGCAAUAAGGAAGGAUAUGGAGCAGGGAAAAGUGUUAGGGAAGGUGAGAAGUUCUACUGGGGUAUGAGAAGGCAGAGAACUGGCAGUAUAAGCAGUGAGGCAAGUGUUGCGAGCAACCCUAGCAACGGAUCCUUUUACAGUGGGAGCAGUGACUUCACAGAGGACGAUGAGCCAGAGCACAUUCUGAACUGGGGGGAGGAGGUAGAGAAGGCCCACCUGGAAGAGCUGGCUCGCAUAGUGCAUGACGGUGCUAGAAAGCUGACCAGUAGCUUAGACGCCUACCCCGGAUUUGGACCUGCUGUAGGGACUCCGGAAGCUGCAAAGAAAACUGAAUCAAGUUCCACACUCGAUCGGCAGAAAUCUGUGUCUGCGGAUGAGAUUUUCCGUGGAAAAUUAAAAGAGGGGGGUAGAACAAGGCAUAGGCGACAUAGGCAUAGAAAAAAUUCUUCGAAACAAGGCAGUCGUGACUCAUCUGUGCAUAGCAGUAUUCAUGGAGAAGAUGGCUUCAGUGAACGGGGUCACAGGCGUAGGCGUGGACGUCUGAAUUCUCAGGGUUCACAGGGUAGUUAUGAACAUCAUCACCAGUCUCAAAGGUCGCAUCAGAAGUCUCAUGACGACAGGCGUUAUGGAGAUAACGCAGGUGAUGUAGGGAGGGGCAACAGGUCUGGUCUACAGGUUACCAUUGGUGACAACAAUAGACAUGUUGAAAUCAGCAGGGGAGGUAAUGGCGCAGGCAGGCAGAGGCACAGGAGUGAUGAUAAGUGGGAUCCACAUCACAUCAAAGACUACGACAUGGAGGAAGGAGAGGAGGAUUGGGGUAGGAGCUACAAUUACGCUGAGGAUGGGGAGUACAAGAAAGAGGAGAGGCACAACCCACAUAGGAGAGAGAAAGAGGCCCCGCCCAGGUUUAGAAAAGAAAGUGGGAAGGGGAAACGUGGAGGUUCAAGGGAAGAAAACAACCAGCACCCACAUGAUGAACAUAGAUCUGAUGAGCACGAUGGAAUGAUCAAGAGUCAAGAAUUCGAAAGAAGGGCCUACCCUGGGGAUCAGAGAGCAAUUCAUCCAGCUCAUGACGCCAGCGGUACUCGUAAUAAAGGUCAAGGUCGGAACAGACAAGGCAAAGGAUGGAGGAGAGAUGAUAAAGAGGAUGCAGUCAGUUAUCGGCGGCCAAUCGAAAGGGCCGGGUCAUUGAACCAUGAUGAUCUGUCCCUGUCCCAGAGAGCAAAAGGUGGAGGUUUGCUUAGACUUCCUAGUCAACAACAAGAACCUCCCCGUCCCCAUAGCAACCCGAGUCCAGCCAUUCACGCAGAUCAUGCCCAUCAUUUCUACACUGACAGUCACCACAACAGUGGGAGCGCAGCACAAGGCUCAAAUACCCGCGGCCCACCUCAAGGCAAACGUCACCUGUUUGAUCCUAAAAAUCCAACCAAACCCAUCAUCAUACCCGACGCAACCCCUCCCCUGAGAUCAGACGAUGGUGAAAAGAAACUCUCCCCCAGCCCUGGAUCUGGUUUAACGUCAUCCUCACCAGACAGCCCCCAGACCCACCAGUACCCAGCUAUGUUCUACCCUCCUGACUUCCAUCCCAUGUACAGGUUCAGGCCACCUAUGCCGCCAUUCACAACCCCAUUUAUGGCUGGGUUUCCUGGAACCAUGCCUCCACAUAUGUUCUUCAGGUAUCCCAGAAUGCCACAACCUGAUUUGUCAUUUUACAAUAGCUCCGACAUUGACCCAGCUGCUUCACGCUCACAGUAUCGCAUGAUGGCGGAACAAAUUUUAAGAGACUCCCUUCCAUUUGACAGCCAGUUAGGAAAUAUUUUGUCUAGAAGGCCCAACUCAGAGGACAGUUUUAGAAUGGUUAAUCAAAUAAGGGCUGAACUUCAAAACCGGUUAGAGCAAGUGAUCAUCUCUGAUGUGGAAGUUGCUAACAAGCACAAUGUGGAACAGCUGUUGUGGAAAUCUGUUUACUACCAGGUCAUUGAAGCAUACCGUAAAAGAAUUGGAGAGGAGAGCCAAGAUGUAUCAUCUAAACAAAGGUUGAUGGAUGUCCUGGAUGAGGGAGCUCGGUUCUUUGAAAAUUUAUUGAAAAAGCUGCAAUCUACCUAUGAAUUUGAUCUCGAAGCAUUCUCUGAUGGCAAUCGUCCAAUGCCUGAAGUGGUGGGUAGGAAUGUAAAACUUGCCCUCUUGAGUGCACAGAGAGUUAUGAUGUUUCUAGGAGACAUUGCCAGAUACAAGGAACAAGCAUCAGACACCACCAACUAUGGCAAAGCUAGGCAUUGGUAUCUGAAAGCACAAAGAAUUCACCCACGUAAUGGGCGACCAUACAAUCAGCUAGCUAUCUUAGCGGUGUACACGCGAAGGAAAUUGGAUGCUGUGUACUACUACAUGAGGAGCCUAGCAGCCAGCAACCCUAUACUUACAGCCAGAGAGUCCCUCAUGUCCUUGUUUGAUGAGGUCAGAAGAAAGGUUGAUGCUGUAGAGAAGAAAAGGUUUGAAGAACGGAAAAACAGAAUGGCCUUGAGACGCAAGCAUCACGGUCGGGGUCCAAGAGUGGAGAUCUGGGUUUUACCAGAUGGGACAAGUACGCAAGACAGAGUGGAUGAGGCAGAGUAUGAGGAUGACCUCAGCUCUCUGUCUGCUAUUGAGCUAAAUAAAAGAUUUGUGCUGACCUAUCUCAAUGUUCAUGGAAAACUUUUUACUAAAAUAAACUUUGAAGUGUUUGCAGAAAGUUCAAGCUUGAUGCUCCAAGAGUUCCAGACCCUGAUCCAGCACUCCCCUUGUGUCUUCAGCAGCACCAGGUUCCUCCAGCUCAUGGUCAUCAACAUGUUCUCAGUGGACAACACUGCCCUUAAAGAUGAGUCCCUAGAAGAGAACUGCCGGUCAGUGUUACAAGAACAUGCGGUGGAGAUAGCCCUGGAGAUGUUUGGUCUGCUGGUCAAGAGAAGUUGUGAACUGCUGGAGGCGCAGGUUGAAGCUCAGGAGAAACACAAGAGCAGUCUAGCUAAAGAGGAUCACCGUAAAAGUGAUGCCACAAAUGAAGAUCCUCUACCAUCAAAUGUGAGCAGGGCUGAAAGUUGUCUUUCCUUGGGUGAGGACCUCCAUCUGAUGCUACCUGCCCUCAAGACUUGGGUAGACUGGAUGAUGUGCCAUCCUUAUUUAUGGAACCCCCAGCCCUUGAACAGGCCACCUGAUCUGGGUCCACAAAUUGAUGUAUGGAAAAAUCUGGCGACAUUCUGUGAUCUCUUGAAUGAAGUUGAAACCAAGCAGGGUUGUUUGAUUAGAGAGCCUCAGGAAGGUUUUGAGCCAGUUAUCUUGCACGAGGACAUGAUGUUGGCUGGCUUUGUUCCCAUGUUGAGUGCACCACAGGAAAUUUUCUACGUGGAUUCUAAAGUCGACAAAGCCCAGGCAGAGGACUGGUUGAGGAUUGAAAAACUGCGGCUCUUUGGAGAGUACUUGUGUGGAGUUGAGCCCCCCAUGUUGGCGUUUAAUGUGGAGAGUGGAAAAUACUAUUCUGUGGCUCCGUCUCCAACCCGAUCUGAAGAAAAACUUGUGGGUGAGGACAAAUCUGGAUUGGACUCAGCAGAUGAUUCUGAUGAUGUUAUCAUUGAGCACGGGGACUCUGAUGUUGAAAUUAGCAAAGACACUAAGGAUGACAUUGAGAUGUUGAAAGCUAAGAAAGCAGAGCUGAACAGGCAGAGGGAAGAGAUGGAGAAAAAUAAAGAAAAUAUGGAGGCCAUCUUAGACAGUCACAGACACACCAAGAUAGAACUGGAGAUCUGUCCUAUAUUCCUCAUCCCUGACACCAACUGCUUCAUUGACCACUUCUCUACCCUCAAGAAGAUUCUACUUACAAAAAAAUACACAUUGGUUGUGCCCCUUGUUGUAAUAAAUGAACUGGAUGGCUUGGCCAAAGGGGCCAGGGACAAGCAGUACGACAGCCCUGAUCACGCCAGGAUGGUCAAGACACAGGCUGUAGCUGCUGUUGAGUUUUUAGAAGCCGAGUUUGAGGUGAAAAAUCCUAAUCUGAGGGCACAAACAGCCAAGGGAUCAAUUUUGGAAACAAUAUCAUUUCGUAGUGAGGAAUCUGAUGGCACGGGUAUCAAUGAUGACAUCAUACUCAACUGUUGCCUGCACUACUGUAAAGAUAUGGCCAGAGAGUUCAUGCCCAAAGACAAAGAUCAUCCGGUACGCCUGUACAGGGAAGUCGUGCUGCUGACUGACGACAGAAACCUGCGUCUGAAGGCACACACCUGUAACAUACCUGUCAAAGACGUGCCCAACUUCAAGCGCUGGAGCAAGAUAACAUGAUGAUCUUCAACACUGACCGGGUCCAGUCUCGUCCACGCCUGAUUUCUGGAGAACGUCCUCUCCCCCCCGAGUUGAGCUGGUGGUUGAGGCGACUCGCCACCACCCAGACCGAUCCUUGCAUGCUAGCCUUUAGCUAUGCCUUACAGCUGAAAAGUUUUCUUCUCUUGUGCUAUUAAAAAAAAAAUGUUUAAAAACUGUAAUUGAUUGUCAAGAUAGCAGCCAGCUUGUUGCAUAGCUUAAUCCCAUAAAAGGAGUGAGAUAUCCUCAGCAAUCUCUGAAUGUCGUGUUUCAAGUAGUGUUGUAGAUUUAAUGCUGAAGUGCUGUAAAAAUAAGUUGACGACGUAUAUCUUUGACAAACUGGUGAGAAUGAUUUGACUAGAGUCACAGACUAAGUCUAUCAUAUUUCUUACACCAGAAGACAGUUUACAACUGUAACAGACAAAAAACGCUGCAUGUACGCCACAUGAAAGCCUUUUAGGCUCCCUAUGUGUUGGCAGUCGGCACCACCUUCAGUGUCAUAACAAAACAUUUGGAGGGUCAAAGAUAGAAAAAAUGUUGACUAAUGUGUUAAAUAAAGAAAUGUUUUGGACAUUAUUUCUGAAGUUGAGCAGCAGACAGUUGCUUAAGGGCAUGAAACUUUCUGAUGUGGUACAGAAGUGUAGGACUAAAGGACAUUGUUUUCUUACUUGGAAUUGGAUUGUAGGACUAUAUAGGACAUUGUUUUCUGAUGUGGCACUGAAGUGUAGGACUAAAGGACAUUGUAUUCUUAUAUGGAAUUGGAUUGUAGGACUAUAUAGGACAUUGUUUUCUGAUAUGGAGUUGGAUUGUACUGUACAUAGGACCUUGUUUUCUUUUGUGGUACAGAUGUGCAGGAUAAAGGACAUUGGUUUCUGAUAUGGAGUUGGAUUGUAUGACUAUAUAGGACCUUGUUUCUGACAAUGUGGUUUCUGGUAAGGCAAGUGUAAGAAUACAUUGUUUUCUGUAAAUGUGCUGGAAUGUAGAACUAUAUAGGACAUUGUUUACUAAUGUGGUACAGGAGUGUAGAACUAUAUAGGACAUUUGUUUUCUGAACUUGAGUGUAGGACUUUAUGAGAAUUUGUUUUAAUUACAACAGUGUGUUGUCAUCCUCAGCAUUCAUUUGCAACUCUCAUACCUCUCAGCCAUGGACAUUUAUUAACUCAGAUGUUUUUUCACAGUUCCGUGCUAAAAUAGUUUGCAAGGUGUUGUCAUGUUCUAUUCAAUACUGUGGCACUUUAUUUUAGAAUUUUUUCAUGUAACGCAAAAUCACUAUUUUUUAAAUGCAAUCUCUUUUCCUAUGCUUACACUUCCAUUACAUUUAAUUGAUAUUAAUUAAGUGUGCUUUCAAAAAAUACAUAAUUACACUAAAGUAUAAUUAAGUCACAUCACAAAAUUUUAAGUGACCAUGUUUGAAAGAAAUUGUUUAAAUAAAUAGUUUAAUUAAAAACGUUCCCGUGAUGUCAUUAAAUUAAAUUUCAACCAAAAGUUAAAAAAAAAAAAAUAAUAAUAAUAAGUUUGGAAUUUAGUUAUGCCAAAUUUUUAUUUAAAUAUAAAAAGCUAAAUCCACCAAUUUUGUUUUAACUGCAUUUAAUAGAUCCACAGCCUCCUUUUGAACAUGGUUCAAACUAUAACAUCUGAAAACCUUUUUUUUCUAUAUUUCUUUUUUGAUUUUUCAGAAGUGUAAAAAUUAUGAAUAAAUUACUUCCAAUGCUUUUAAAUAGAUUUUUAACUAUUUGGAUGGUCAAAAAAAUUUGAAGUCCAUACAUUUAUUUUAAUUUGUGUGAUAUUCUGUUUGAGAAAUAUAAGUUACAGAACUCAUGUUAACUAAUUAAUACCCCCAUGCUUUGAACUGUAAUGUAUUGUUCUGUUUUAGUUUACUUACAGAAAGUGUAUCGUUAUGAUUUUUAAUUAAUUGUUUGGGUAUUUUAAUUUUUUACUAAUAAAAUUUUAUUGUCUAACAUUGAAAAAAUAAUGUAAUUAUUACAUAAUUUGAGAGGUAAUUUUUUUUCCAAUUCUUAAUUUAAUUAUAAUUUUUUAAUUAAUACUUUUUAAAAAUUAAUUUUUAAAAUGUGGGAUUGGCUUAAUAAAUCAAGAAAGGUGAAAUUGUUGAAGCAUUUUUAACUCAUUAAUUCAGAGCAGUUGAUUCAAAUCUUCCAUUUAUUUGUUAGCUUCGCAAGUUUUAUUUUUAAAAUCCUACACUAUCUGGUGGAGAAAAAAAAUUAAGUUAUUUGCGCGCAUGGGUAUAUAAUGAAUAUUUAAGUUACAUAUUGUGUUUGUGAAAACAUUGUUUUUAUUUUACUCUUUCUUCAAGUAAUUUUUUUCCUGUAGUUUUUGCAGAUUUUCUGGUUGUAUUCCUUUCAAACUGUACAGAUAAUAAUAAAGUAGAUUAGAAAGAGAAAAUAAAGGGACUACCGUUGAUAGAUAAUACUUGAUAUAGAUUUACUAUCAAGGUAAAUCAAAUUUUAAAAACUAUAAAGGUUGUGAUAGAUAUGGUUUAUUCAUUUCUGCAAAUUGCUGUGAGGAGUUUUUUCAACAAAAUUUGUGUCCCUUUAAAUUUUGUUUUAAAUUUAUAAAUAUAUAUUUUAGAUUAGAGAGAUCAAUUUUUCAGACCAUCGGAAUACAUUGUACUUGCCUUGUAACAUUUUUGCUAAUAUAUUUAUCAAAAUCUAUGUAUGCUGUUAUAACUUGGUUUAAAAAAAAAUAUUUUAAGUAAAUAGUUUACAAUAACAUUCUCUUUCAAGGUCAGAAAUGUACUUAUAGAUUCGGGUUUUUCAAUGCCAAUUUCUCGCUCAAAACAAUUAUUCUCUCCAAAAAAAAGCACACAAAAAAAACGGACAAGCUCAAUACACAACAGAAAAUUAGUAGAUGUAAACACUUUAAAAAAUAGUUAAAAGGCAACAUACAGCUGAGAAAAAUUUUGGUAUUUUUAGCUAACAUAUAAAUUUGUUGAUCUAGUCUUUGUUUUUUCAACAUUAGAAAGUUAUUUAAUAGUUUCAGUAUUAGUAGUGCUAUUGUUUGCUGUUAACACUUUAAAUGAGUUCAUCAAAUGGUUUUGUAAAAUUUCCUUUAAAUUAAAAGCGGUUUGAGUGUUUGUAGGGUGUUGUCAUUUCUUUGUUCCGAUGGGCUAGGACUAAAGUGAGAUUUCAUUAGUCAAUGAACGACUUUUUUUUACUUUUAUACAUAGCUGCUGCUUAAAUUUCCUGCAAUGGCAUUUUAGCUUCAGUGUGGUGUUUUUUUGUAACAAAUUUAAUAAAUCCAGUUUUUGUAGAAGCAACCUUUAUUCAGCAAGGUUUGUAUUUUAUGCUUACCUCUUAAUUGAAUAAUUAUUUUUCUUUAUCUCUUCCUUAAAUAUGUUACCUCCACUUGGCCUCUUAAUUAGUUUACUAUUUUCUUUGUUAAUUAACUUAUUUUUCUUUUAGUUUAGCUGUUUUAUUAAUUUUGUUUUCUUCUUUUACCUAGAAAAUCACAAAAUUCUCUAGUUUAGUUUAUAUUUGUCUCCCCAUUUUUUAAUGGUUUAUCUGUUCUUAUCCUGCACCCAAUUAAAUUAUUUUUUGUUCUAGUUUAUAAUUGUCUCACGUGCAGCCGCUGGUCUGGUUUUAAUUUUUAUUUGAUUGAUGGCGUUGUGUUGACUGACUGAUUCAAGUGACUUGAUUUGCAAUGUAAUGAAAUACAUUUUUACAAAUAGAUUAAAUAAAAUGGUUGGC
This is a messenger RNA of Physella acuta, 9336 nucleotides long. Its product is annotated as telomerase-binding protein EST1A. Gene Ontology annotation, cellular component: telomerase holoenzyme complex. NCBI's taxonomy places the organism in Eukaryota, Metazoa, Mollusca, Gastropoda, Physidae. Gene Ontology annotation, biological process: nuclear-transcribed mRNA catabolic process, nonsense-mediated decay. The record is from RefSeq and is a predicted model, not a curated record. Gene Ontology annotation, molecular function: protein binding; telomerase RNA binding; telomeric repeat DNA binding.